AUGAAUUUCGGCGUAGACAAAGAUAGUUCAUUAAUUGAUACAUCAGUUUUACCAAAUGAUAUAUUUACACGUGUGGAUGAUGAUUUUUUUCUAUUAAAACUGUUAUCUACACCUGAUGUAUUCGCAUUUUUUCAAAUUGAAUCUGAAGAAACAGAUAAAAUAAAAGCUGAAUUUUAUUUUAAAUCUAAAACUGGACAACAUUUUGUUAAACCCGGUAUUCAAACCAGUUUAUCAUAUUUAAUCAAAUUAUUAAACCAGAAGCUAAAAGAAGAAUUAACACUAAAUGAAAAUAAUGAAACUCGAGAUACAUUUAUAUCUAACGAGUUUAUUGACAAGCAUCCGCUUUUAAAAUCUUUAAUUAGAUGGUAUCAACAAAAUGACUCGGAAAACAACAACAAAGCAAAUAGAUACACUGAAUUAAUUAAAAAAUUUGCCAUAUGCUUAUAUAUUUUCGGUGGUAAACAAUGCUAUGAGUUCGUUCGUUUAAAUAUGCCUGGUAGUAUACCGCAUUUGUCAACACUUGGUGACUUAAUUAAUAUAUCGAAUAUGACUUUAACCGAAGCAGAAUUUAAAUUUGACUCACUUCAAAAGUUUCAAUCAGGUUUUGGAUUUUAUUCUGAAGAUACUACUGGUAUCAUUCCUAAAGUUGAAUACGAUUCGUCGACAAACUCAUUCAUUGGAUUUACAACACCAAUUGUUGAUGGUAUUCCAUUGAUGAAACAUUAUCAAGCUGAUACAUUUGAUGAUUUUAAAAUCAUUUAUAAGACCAAUGAAACAGCACCAUUAUUGAAUGUGCAUAUGUUUCAAAGUAUAUCAACAGAAGAUGAUCCAACAAAUUUUCCGAAACCAGUUUUACUCUCUGCUUAUGGUGUUGACAACAAAUUUACAGCUAUGGAUAUUUUACGACGAUGGAUGUAUAUUUUUGAACGUUGUUUAGAUAAAGAUGUUCGCAUUAUCGGAUUUUCUACAGAUCCGGUACAUAUCGUUACCAAAUGGCGUAAUCGAUUGUUAUCAUCAACAGCGGAUUUAUAUAUUGGGAACGAUAAAAUUAGUAUGGCACAUAUAGAACAACUAAUCGAUAACAAUAGUUAUACAAAAUUAGAUCAUGGUUUGACGAAAAGUGAUAUUAAUCCUAAAGAUCGCCAAAAUUAUAAUUCAUGUAUUAAGUUAAUAUCAGACGAUGUAAUAAAUCUUCUUAAUGAUAGUAUAGAUAGCAAUGGGACAGUUGUUUAUUUAACAUUGUUAAAAAUGAUAGUAAAAGCAUACAUUGAUAAAUCGACAAGUAGUCAUGAACGUAAGUCCAUUUUUAACAUUAGAGACGAAAAAAGUCAAACUGAUUAA
Rotaria sp. Silwood1 is the source of this 1341-nucleotide messenger RNA. NCBI's taxonomy places the organism in Eukaryota, Metazoa, Rotifera, Eurotatoria, Philodinida, Philodinidae. The record is from the annotation of a GenBank genome assembly.